AAAAGCAGUUCAAAAGUGGAAAUAGGUAAAGCUCUCAUUGAAGGACUAAAGCCUCAAAAUCCCGUAGAAACAAGAAACAAAAGAAAACCAGGCAAGGCAAAACCCUUACUCUCUCUGGUUCCCAUUUCAUCAUAGCCAUGGAUUUUGAAUUCACACUUUCUGAGAUGCUGGAAAUGGAGAAUAUGUUCAAGGAAUUAAGGGAGGAUCCACUAGCUCCGCAGUUUUGUGAGAAGCUUGCAAGCAGCUUUAGUUUAGCGCCAAGUCGUGCUGGAAAGCAAGCCAUUACACCUCCGCAGGUUAAAAGCUGGUUCCAGGAUAGACUAAAGAAGUCACAACCUCGAGUUGCUUCUUCAAAUAUGGCUCUCAAAUUAUUCACUGAUCUCUCUGAUACAAGUGCUUCUUUCGGUGCAACUGAGAGUUCACAAAAGCUCAAAGGCAAUGCCUCUGAUCUUUCAGAGUUGAUUUUUGAAGCUUUGUCCUCAAAAGAUAAUGCUUGGUAUGAUGUUGCUUCUUUCCUCAACUAUAGAGUUGUUUGUUCUGGUGAACUUGAAGUGCGAGUAAGAUUUGCUGGGUUUCGUAAUACAGAUGAUGAGUGGGUGAAUGUGAGAAGGGCAGUUCGGGAACGAUCCAUUCCUUUAGAAUCUUCAGAAUGUCAGAGGGUCAAAGUUGGUGAUCUUGUGCUGUGCUUUCAGGAAAGAGCAGAACGAGCAGUCUACUGUGAUGCCCAUAUUGUAGAGAUCAACAGGAAAUUACAUGAUAUAAACGGUUGUAGAUGCACCUUUGUAGUUCGUUAUGAUCAUGACAACUUCGAGGAAGAAGUUCGGUUGGAUAGGUUAUGUGGCAGACCAACGCCAUAGAUUCUCAGGCAGUGGACAGAGGAUGAGGGUGGAAAUUGCAUUUCUUUGUAAUUUAUCGUUUGCAUCACGUAACAGUAAAUACUGGCCUUCAUAAACUAAUUUCUCCUAACUUGAAAUAAAACCAUAAUUAAACAAGUAGAACUUUUCAUCUUA
Molecule: messenger RNA, 1010 nt
Organism: Populus euphratica (Euphrates poplar)
Lineage: Eukaryota; Viridiplantae; Streptophyta; Magnoliopsida; Malpighiales; Salicaceae
Gene: SHH1
Product: SAWADEE HOMEODOMAIN protein
Exons: 9
Coding region: 138-857 (239 amino acids)
Molecular function (GO): DNA binding; chromatin binding
Source: RefSeq, a predicted model, not a curated record